GUAAGAAAUACUCCCUUCAGCCCAUACUAUUUGUAUCUCUCUUAUCUUUCUUGAAUUUUCCUCCUGCAAAUGGAUCAGAUUCAACACAAGUUCAUUGAAGUGAACGGGCUGAAGCUCCAUGUAGCUGAGAUUGGAGAAAAUGAAUCGAAAGCUGUAUUGUUCUGUCAUGGGUUUCCAGAGAUUUGGUAUUCUUGGCGUCAUCAGAUGGUUGCAGUAGCCAAAGCUGGUUAUAGAGCCAUUGCACCCGAUUACAGAGGAUAUGGACUAUCCGACCCACCAUCUGUACCCCAGGAGGCUACCUACUCUGACUUCAUCAGUGAUCUUUAUUCCCUCCUUGAUGUUCUGGGCAUUUCCAAGGUUUUUCUCAUAGCGAAAGAUUUUGGAGCUAGGGUUGCAUACCUUUUUGUGCUUCUCCACCCAGAGAGGGUUGCAGGAGUUGUGACUUUGGGUAUACCUUUCCUCCCACCAGUUCUUCCUCCACUGAAAGAGGGCCUUCCUGAAGGCUUCUAUAUGGCUAGAUGGGAGGAACCUGGAAGAGCUGAAGCUGAUUUUGGUCGACUUGAUCCUAAAACAGUCGUGCGCAACAUCUAUAUCCUGUUCUCCAGACCUGACGUACCAGUAGCUGAGAAAAAUCAGGAGAUAAUGGAUUUAGUGGAUUCAUCUACUCCUCUACCCUCUUGGUUCACCGAAGAAGAUCUUGCAAAUUAUGGUGCUCUCUAUGAAAAAUCUGGAUUCCAAACUGCUCUAAAGGUUCCAUAUAGGUCACUGCAAGAAGUGUUCGACGUACCAGAAGUCAAGGUUGAUGCUCCUGCACUGUUGAUAAUGGGUGAAAAAGAUUAUUGCAUCAAAUUCCCAAGUAUGGGGGGCUAUAUUAGAAGUGAUCAAGCUAAAAUGUUUGUUCCCAGGUUGGAGACAGUAUUCAUUCCCGAAGGUAGCCACUUUGUUCAAGAACAAUUUCCGGGCCAAGUGAAUGAGCUGAUACUCAAUUUCUUAAAGACCCAUAGUUAAUCUAUAUGUGCAACAAAAACGGUCCAUAGCUCCUGAACUGUUUGAUGCUCUGUUUUUGGUGGUUUGGAGGCUGAAUGCUGUAGUUCAUUGAAGUUACUUUUCCUGCAAAUCUCGUCUUUACUACUUAUCUAAGGCCAUUUACUUUUCUAAAAGAUCUUAUCCAUGAAGACACAGGAGAUUUUCUCCUGUUAAAAAGACCAAGAUUUUCGCGGUCUGCAUCCAUACACCUACUUGGUUCACGAAAUAUGAAGUACCUAUUGUAUUGUAUGCUUUCCCUUGAGUUUGUUCGUUUGCCGAGUUCAAUAAAAGAGGCUACAUUUAAUUGAAA
Coffea arabica (coffee) is the source of this 1336-nucleotide messenger RNA. NCBI's taxonomy places the organism in Eukaryota, Viridiplantae, Streptophyta, Magnoliopsida, Gentianales, Rubiaceae. The record is from RefSeq and is a predicted model, not a curated record.